Messenger RNA from Paramecium tetraurelia, 546 nucleotides. RefSeq lists its product as uncharacterized. The transcript is spliced from 2 exons. The record is from RefSeq and is a predicted model, not a curated record. NCBI's taxonomy places the organism in Eukaryota, Ciliophora, Oligohymenophorea, Peniculida, Parameciidae.
AUGAAACCGAUUUCUAUUAAUAAAAGUUUGCAUAUUCUAAGAGGCAAAAGUAAAUUUGUUCAUAUAGGCUAAGAUGUUAAAGAAUAAAUAUCUUUAAUACAAUAAAAUUUCGAAGCAUUAAAAAUCAAAUUAAUUAGUGAGAUCCAUUAUUUCAUUUCAAAAUAUAAUAUGUCUAAUUUUAAUAAAUCUCCUUAUGUUCACACCAUGAUUAAAUGCUAUAGAGGACUAGCCUAUCAAGACUUAAUCUUUUUCAACGAUUUUGGAAAAAGAGUAGUGAAUUUUCAUGGAGCAUUAGAAAGGGUAAGCUAUCUUGAAAAUUUGCCAUAAAAAAUUUAUGACGAUUAUUACAGGUGUGAGGUUGUCAAAAUUCCAACUUAAUCCUAAUUUUGCUUUGAAGACCUUAAGCAACAGAUUGAAACUGUUAUAAAAAAGCCUUAUUCUUCGUUCACAAAUAAUGGAUCAGAUAAUUGUAAAGAGCUUUUAGAGAAACUGAAUAUAGAUAGGUUACCAUCUGACAACUUUGAUAAAAAGGGUCUGAUUGCAUGA